Molecule: messenger RNA, 234 nt
Organism: Strongyloides ratti
Lineage: Eukaryota; Metazoa; Nematoda; Chromadorea; Rhabditida; Strongyloididae
Exons: 1
Coding region: 1-234 (77 amino acids)
Source: RefSeq, a predicted model, not a curated record
AUGUAUUGUAAAAUAUAUACUUUUAUAUUUAUUCUUCUAGCUAUUUUUAAUAUAAUUUUUGCAAGACUUCUUCCACAAGAAGAAGAAUCAUUAAAACGUAUUAAAAGACAACAUGGAUGGCAUCAUGGAGGCCGCCAUCAUGGUGGUUGGCAUCAUGGCGGUGGUUGGCACCGUCCCUACUACCAUCACUGGAAUCCAUAUUGGGGACACCAUCAUGGACCAUGGUGGUGGUAA